This is a messenger RNA of Caenorhabditis elegans, 1639 nucleotides long. It is a transcript of the gene ZC487.1, whose product is annotated as ATP-grasp domain-containing protein. Lineage: Eukaryota; Metazoa; Nematoda; Chromadorea; Rhabditida; Rhabditidae. The record is from RefSeq and is marked reviewed. Gene Ontology annotation, molecular function: ATP binding; nucleotide binding; metal ion binding. Bases 150 to 1496 code for a protein of 448 amino acids. The transcript is spliced from 9 exons.
GCUUUAGUAUAUAAAAAGUACAAAGUGCGUUGUCAGGAAGACAACAAGAAUGCUCACACCUGCUCAUGAGGGAGCAAAACAUCUUCUCGUUUCCCGGUUUUCUAUUUAUAAUUUAUGGGAGACGAAGAGAUGUCGCGGAAAAAAAACGAAUGACAACGGUGGUUUCUGAACAUGUGAUUAUAAUUGUUUUGUGGAAGUAUCGACUAAGUUUGUAUCGUUGGAAACGGAGAGAUGACGUUAAAAUUAUCGUAGUAGCACCUCCAAGGAUGCUCGUGGAUGAGACAAAUGUUGAUGUCUACUACCAAGUGGAGCCUCCAAUUCGCGAUCAUGAUCAUUGUCUUUUGAUGCAUAAGGUCCGAGAGUUGUGCUCAAUCUUUUCAUCGAAGAACCCUAAGCUUGUCGUGUUCGAGAGAUCCUUACAAAAACCGAUUGCACAAAUUCGAAGAGAUAUGGAAGUGGAUGGAUUUAAACCCGAGCAGCUUUUACAUUUUAUUCAUGCGGAAGAAGCAAUUACAAUGAGAAACGGAUUAGCAGCGAUUAGUUUGAGGCAGUGCUCUUUAUCGGGAACACCUCAACCUGACUCUUGGGCUGAGGCAGUCAGGAAUCAGAUUGGUGGAUUUCCUGCAGUUGUUCGCCCACUCCGUCAUCAUUGCGCCCAUUCUGUUGGCUUUAUUCGAAACGAGAAUGAGUUCAAAAACUGGUUUAGACGAAACUCGAGUGUUCACAGAAACGAACACUAUGUUGUACAGGAAUAUGUGGAUGAUGGGCAUGAGUUUAGCGCAGUCUGUUCAUCUUCAGACGGGAUUCUAGGUUGCAUAUCAGCUAUCGAAACACAUCGAUCGGUUUUGGAAUGUAUACAGAAUCAGCAGCCAUAUGCUUUGGAAUACCUUUCAGCAAAUCAGACUAGGGAUAUUUUUCCAGGUUUGGAAUCGUUUUGCAUUCAAGUAAUCAAAAGUGUCUUCCCCACAUCAUAUCUUGGAUUGAUAUUCAUUCGUGGUUACUACAAAGAUCACAACGAAAUUUUCUUUCUCGGAUUUGGACUUGAGCCUGACAGUGAAACAGCCAGACAUCUCUAUGCUCUUCCACAAAGUAGUCCAUGGGAAGUUAUGACUCUGACUGCUCAACUGGGUCCUCAACCUGAAGAUGUGGAUAACAUCGACAAAAAUUACCACCUGGUAAUUAAUUUUCCAUCUGCCGAGGGUGUUUUGAUACAUCAGACCAGUAUUCUGAAAAGAGAAAGCAAUAUGCGGGUAUCUUGGAAAAGUGCGGAAAGUGCUGAAAUGAAGGACAGUGAUCAUUUAGAUGACAAUGUUUUGCAAGUAUUUCUAUGGAAUUCAAAUCGAUCUCAACUUCUUUCCAACUGCAAUGACAUCAUCCACUCAACUGACAUCACCAUUGACCGCAAUGCUUUGAAUGAGCGACACAGUUUGUGUCGGAAAAAUGUUGCCAAGUUGACAUCGAAAGAACUUGUCAGAAGCUGUACUACUGCUGACUAGCUUUUUGAUUUUUUGUGUAGAAUUUCCUGUGGUAUUGCUCAAUAAGUUUAUACAAACCCUUGAUUCAAAUGUGAUUUUUAAUGCGAUCUGCUUUUGUUUAACAGAUCUCUCUAUAUUUUAUUGAGUAUAAAAAUCAUAACGAU